This is a messenger RNA of Erinaceus europaeus (western European hedgehog), 974 nucleotides long. It is a transcript of the gene POMC, whose product is annotated as proopiomelanocortin. The transcript is spliced from 3 exons. Gene Ontology annotation, molecular function: hormone activity. Gene Ontology annotation, cellular component: extracellular region. The record is from RefSeq and is a predicted model, not a curated record. The coding region runs from base 97 to 900 and encodes 267 amino acids. Lineage: Eukaryota; Metazoa; Chordata; Mammalia; Eulipotyphla; Erinaceidae.
AGCGGGGGAGGACGGAGGUCACCCAGCAUCCUCACCCAGCACCCCAGAAAUCUGGAGAGCAGACUGCCCGCGGCAGAGUCUCAGCCUGCCUGGAAGAUGCCGAGAUUGUGCUGCAGCUGCCUGGGGGCCCUGCUGCUGGGCUUGCUGCUUCAGGCCUCCGUGGAAGUGCGUGGCUGGUGCCUGGACAGCAGCCAGUGUCAGGACCUCACCACGGAAAGUGACCUGCUGGCGUGCAUCCAAGCCUGCAAGCCCGACCUCUCAGCCGAGACCCCCGUUUUUCCGGGCAAUGGCGACGAACAGCCGUUGAAAGAGAACUCCCGGAAGUACGUCAUGAGCCACUUCCGCUGGGACCGCUUUGGCCGCCGGAACGGCAGCAGCGGCGGCGGCGCGGACCAGAAGCGCGUGGAGGAGGCGGCGGCGCCGGUGGCGGCGGCGGAGACCGAGCCGGGUCUGUCCCCGCUGGCCGCGGCCGGCGAUGGCGCCCAGGCGGACGCGCGUCAGGACAAGCGCUCCUACUCCAUGGAGCACUUCCGCUGGGGCAAACCGGUGGGCAAGAAGCGGCGGCCGGUGAAGGUGUACCCCAACGUCGCCGAGGACAAGGCGGCCGAGCCCUUCCCCGUCGAAUUCAAGAGGGAGCCGGCCUUCGAGCCCCGGGACCCGGCCGGGAGCGCGGCCGCCCGCGCGGACCUGGAGGCCGGCCUGGAGGAGGAGGGACAGGGGGAGGGGGAGGAGGAAGAGAAGAAGGACGGCGGACCCUACAAGAUGGAGCACUUCCGCUGGGGCAGCCCGCGCAAGGACAAGCGCUACGGCGGCUUCAUGAGCUCCGAGAAGAGCCAGACGCCGCUGGUGACGCUGUUCAGAAACGCCAUCAUCAAGAGCGCUUACAAGAAGGGCCAGUGAGCCCGGGCCUCGUCCUCCCCCAGCCCCCUAGAGCUGUGUGUAGCUAGGAAAUAAAACCUUUCCUUCCAGUUUCA